Molecule: messenger RNA, 1944 nt
Organism: Phacochoerus africanus (Common warthog)
Lineage: Eukaryota; Metazoa; Chordata; Mammalia; Artiodactyla; Suidae
Gene: VIM
Product: vimentin
Exons: 9
Coding region: 224-1624 (466 amino acids)
Biological process (GO): intermediate filament organization
Cellular component (GO): plasma membrane; cytoplasm; axon
Molecular function (GO): structural constituent of cytoskeleton
Source: RefSeq, a predicted model, not a curated record
CCGCCGCCGGGAUGGCAGUGGGAGGGAACGCUCCAUCCUAAGGCGGUUAUAAAAACUGCGCCCUCGGCGGGGUCCCGUCCUCUGCCACUCUUGCUCCGGGGUCCCCGCGCCAGAGACGCAGCAGCGCUCCCUUUGCCCACACCCACCGCUCCCUCGCUCGCCUCUCCUCCCGGAGCCAGUCCGCGCCACCGCAGCCGCCAAGCCCACUGCCACCUCUGCAGCCAUGUCCACCAGGACCGUGUCCUCGUCCUCCUACCGCAGAAUGUUCGGCGGCCCUGGCACCGCUAGCCGGCCGAGCUCCAGCCGGAGCUACGUGACCACGUCCACCCGUACCUAUAGCCUGGGCAGCGCGCUGCGUCCCAGCACCAGCCGCAGCCUCUACACCUCGUCCCCGGGCGGCGUGUACGCCACGCGCUCCUCGGCUGUGCGCCUGCGGAGCAGUGUGCCCGGCGUGCGGCUGCUGCAGGACGCGGUGGACUUCUCGCUGGCCGACGCCAUCAACACCGAGUUCAAGAACACCCGCACCAACGAGAAGGUGGAGCUGCAGGAGCUGAAUGACCGCUUCGCCAACUACAUCGACAAGGUGCGCUUCCUGGAGCAGCAGAACAAGAUUCUGCUAGCCGAGCUCGAGCAACUCAAGGGCCAGGGCAAGUCGCGCCUGGGGGACCUCUACGAGGAGGAGAUGCGAGAGCUGCGCCGGCAGGUGGACCAGCUCACCAACGACAAGGCCCGCGUCGAGGUGGAGCGCGACAAUCUGGCCGAGGACAUCAUGCGGCUGCGGGAGAAGUUGCAGGAGGAGACGCUUCAGAGGGAGGAAGCCGAGAGCACUUUGCAGUCUUUCAGACAGGAUGUCGACAAUGCUUCUUUGGCACGUCUUGACCUGGAGCGCAAAGUGGAAUCCUUGCAAGAAGAGAUUGCCUUUUUGAAGAAACUGCACGAUGAGGAAAUCCAGGAGCUGCAGGCUCAGAUCCAGGAACAGCACGUCCAAAUCGAUAUGGAUGUUUCCAAGCCUGACCUCACGGCUGCCCUGCGUGAUGUCCGCCAGCAGUAUGAGAGCGUGGCCGCCAAGAACCUUCAGGAGGCGGAGGAGUGGUACAAGUCCAAGUUUGCCGACCUCUCCGAGGCUGCUAACCGCAACAACGAUGCCCUGCGCCAGGCCAAGCAGGAGUCAAAUGAGUACCGGAGACAGGUGCAGUCUCUCACCUGUGAAGUGGAUGCGCUCAAGGGGACCAACGAGUCUCUGGAACGCCAGAUGCGGGAAAUGGAAGAGAACUUUGCCGUGGAAGCUGCUAACUACCAAGACACUAUUGGCCGCCUGCAGGAUGAGAUUCAGAACAUGAAGGAAGAGAUGGCCCGUCACCUUCGUGAAUACCAAGACCUGCUGAAUGUCAAGAUGGCUCUCGACAUCGAGAUUGCCACCUACAGGAAGCUGCUGGAAGGAGAGGAGAGCAGGAUUUCUCUGCCUCUUCCAAAUUUUUCUUCCCUGAACCUGAGGGAAACCAAUCUGGAAUCCCUCCCUCUGGUUGACACCCAUUCCAAAAGGACACUUCUGAUUAAGACGGUUGAAACCAGAGAUGGACAGGUUAUCAAUGAAACUUCCCAGCAUCACGAUGAUCUGGAAUAAGAACUGCAUGUACUCCGUGCAGCGAAAUAUUACCAGCAAGAAUAAAAAAGAAAUCCGUAUCUUCAAGAAAUAGCUUUCAAGUGCCUUUCUGCAGUUUUUCAGGAGCGCAAGAUAGGUUUGGAAUAGGAAUAAGCUCUAGUUCUUAAAAACCAACACUCGUAAAAGAUUUAGGAAAAAAGUUUACAACAUAAUCUAGUUUACCGAAGAAGCCUUGUGCUAGAAUACUUUUUAAAAAGUAUUUUUGAAUACCAUUAAAACUGCUUUUUUCCAUCAAAUAUCUGACCAACUUGUUUCUGCUUCAAUAAAUCUUUGGAAAACUC